Xiphophorus couchianus (Monterrey platyfish) is the source of this 5662-nucleotide messenger RNA. RefSeq names its product laminin, beta 4 (gene lamb4). The record is from RefSeq and is a predicted model, not a curated record. Gene Ontology annotation, cellular component: laminin trimer. Lineage: Eukaryota; Metazoa; Chordata; Actinopteri; Cyprinodontiformes; Poeciliidae. Gene Ontology annotation, biological process: basement membrane assembly; tissue development; axon guidance. Bases 153 to 5495 code for a protein of 1780 amino acids. The transcript is spliced from 35 exons.
CUCUCCAUCUCUGACAGCUUCAGCCUCGGGCAGCAAGUGUCUCAGGUGUGCUGUUACCUGCCCAGGUGUGCUCAUUCAUUUGGAUGGCAGCUCAAGCAGAAUAGGAAUCAUCUUCAGUCCACCAGAAACUAGAAUCCACCAGAUGUCUCAACAUGAUCCUCAUCUUUAUUUUUGUUUGUCUCCCGGCUGUAAAACCCCAGGACCUCCAGGACCAGUGCCCUGGCGGCUCCUGUCACCCUCAGCUUGGUGACCUGAUGGUGGGACGGGGAGCGCAGCUCUCAGCCUCGUCCACCUGCGGUGUGGACGGACCCCAGAACUACUGCAUCGUUGGAUACCUGGAGGGGGAGAAAAAAUGUUUCACAUGUGACUCCCGACUGCCGUUUAGUCCCCAAGGCAACCCACAGAGCCAUCGUAUCGAGAACGUCAUCACAACGUUUGACUCCGACAGACGACUGAAGUGGUGGCAGUCUGAGAACGGAGUUCAUCAAGUCAGCAUCCAGUUGGACCUGGAGACUGUCUUCCAGUUCAGCCACCUGGUCCUCACCUUCAAGAGCUUCAGGCCUGCAGCCAUGCUGGUGGAGCGUUCGAAGGAUUUUGGACGAAGCUGGAAAGUUUUUCGCUACUUUGCAGACGAUUGUUCCCUUCAUUUUCCUUCAGUUCCUGCAGAACCUGCCAGCUUCAUUGACGAUGUUGUCUGUGACAGAAGAUACUCUGGACCAGAACCAUCCGCAGGUGGAGAGGUGGUGCUAAAAGCUCUGGAUCCUGUCUUUGAAAUAGAUGACCCAUAUGCUCCAAACAUUCAAGAGCUGAUCACCUUGACGAAUAUCCGUGUGAACUUCACUCGUCUCUUCACGCUUGGUGACACGCUGCUGGCUCGCAGACGCAGAGAUCCUCAGGAGAAAUAUUAUUACUCGCUUUACAGCAUGGUGGUUCAGGGAAGCUGCUUCUGUAACGGACACGCCAGCCGCUGUGUCCCUGUGGACGGAGGACGUGGGGACGUCUUCACCCAGUCUGACAUGGUUCACGGUCGCUGUGUCUGUCAGCACAACACAGCUGGGGAGAACUGUGAGAGAUGUCAGCCGUUUCACAAUGACUCCCCCUGGAAGCCUGGAGGAGAAACUACACCCAACAUCUGCAGGAGGUGUAACUGUCACGGUCACUCAGACUCAUGUCACUUUGAUGCUGCUCGCUACGAAGAGACCGGAGGUGCAAGUGGCGGCGUGUGUGACGACUGCCGCCAUGACAGGACGGGGCCUCAGUGCGAGCGCUGCCGACCUUUCCUGUAUCAGGACCCGCAGAGGGCGUUAGAGGACCCCCACGCCUGCAUACCGUGUGACUGCGACCCCGCCGGCUCCCACAGCGGCGGUUUGUGUGAUGCUUCAAGCGGUCGAUGUUUGUGUAAGGAAAACGUGGAGGGUCAACGCUGUGAUCGCUGCAAACAUGGUUUCUUCAAUUUGAGAUCGGACAACCCGGUUGGGUGUGAAGUCUGCAGGUGCCACGGCUUGGGAAGUGUUGGACCAUGCGAUCCGCUUACAGGGAGCUGUAAAUGUGAGCCAAUGGCCACCGGGCUGCUGUGUGAUCAUUGUGUGGCAGGUUUCUGGGGUUUGGGAAACUCAGUCUUCAAAUGUUCACCCUGUGACUGUGAUGUUGGCGGAGCUAGCAGCAACAUGUGUUCUUCAGAGAAUGGACAGUGUUCCUGUUUACCCAACAUGGUGGGCCGGCGCUGCUCUGACUCUGCUCCUGGUUACUUCCUGCCCUCGCUCAUCUACUUCCUGUAUGAGGCGGAACUCGCUGCACAGCUGACAGGAGGGAGUUCCUCCCCUACUCCUCCUGCUCCUCUUCCUGUUUUUCCCUCUUCCUCUCCACUGGUGAAUCCCGCCCUUUUGCCUUCAUGUGAGCAGUAUUUCAGACGUCAGGGCUAUGACUUCCGGAUCUCCAAUGGAAAAGUGAUUUUGAUACGGAGGCCUCGUCAUCUCACCCGUCGGAGGAGACGGCAGAAUACCAACCCUUUGAACCGGGGGCCCCUGCAGAUCCUUCCCCACCAGGGCUCACCUGAGCAGUCAGGAACUGGUCUUGGAUUGGUCAGAGUGACAGAGGGGGUGGGGCUUAGAUUCACUGUGGACAACCUGCCAACAUCGAUGGAGUACCAGCUGGUGAUCCGCUAUGAAUCUGAGUCUGUCACCGAUUGGGUGGCGAGAGUGAACAUCAUCACGCUGUCACCAGGAGAUGGAGGCUGCAGUGACGACCCUCCAUCAGGAAGUCUGACACUGAUCCUCCCCAGAAGCUCCAGAUUAAGUAUUCUGGAUUCCCGGGUGUGUCUGAACGCCAGAGGUCGAUACUAUGUGGAGAUUUUCUUUGACAGGCAGCAAAGAUCAGACUACGCUCCUCUGCUGGUCGACUCGAUGGGAUUGGUUCAGAGUUUCUAUUCAGUCCAAGACUUCUGCUCCCAGAGUGACUUUGACUCUUUCAGUCACUUUCGCUGCGUUGGAUUGGACGUGUAUCUCGGUUCUCAGGAGUCACUUCCAAAAAUCUGCGAAGGACUGAUCAAGAGUCUGUCGGCACGCAUCCACAACGGAGCUGUGGCCUGCACGUGUAACGUUAUUGGUUCUCUUGGAUCGGGAUGCAGUACGCUGGGCGGGUUAUGUGAUUGUAAGCCCAGCGUGAUCGGCCGUUGCUGUGACGCUUGUGCACCUCUGACCUUUGGGUUUGGACCUGAAGGCUGUAAACGAUGCGAGUGCGACCCUCAAGGUUCUCUGUCGGAGGCGUGUGACCCGAGCGGAGGUCAGUGUACGUGUCGCCCCCGGGUAUCCGGUCGACGCUGCGAUCAAUGCGAAUCUGGAUUCUGGAGAUUCCCGCUGUGUCAGCCUUGUGACUGCAACGGCCUGUCGGAAACCUGCGAUGGAUGGACCGGACAGUGUGUGAACUGCAGGGAGCACAGCAGCGGGUCGCACUGUGACAGGUGUGUAGAGGGUUACUAUGGUAACCCGGUCUCCAGGCAACCCUGUCAGCCCUGCCUGUGCCCUGAUAUCCUGAGCAGUGGACGGUUCUUCGCCUCUUCCUGUCGAUACGACCCGCAGUCCGUCAGAGUGAGCUGCUCCUGCAGGGAGGGACACACAGGUGAACGAUGUGACAGGUGCAGUUCGGGUUUCUACGGCGACCUGAGGUUGCCAGGUGCCGUCUGCAGGGCGUGCUCCUGCAACAACAACAUCGACCCGGACGACAGCGAUGCCUGCGACGGCACAACCGGAGAAUGUCUCCGCUGCCUUCACUACACAACGGGUCCACGGUGCCAGUUCUGCAAGCCUGGUUACUAUGGCAACGCCCUGCAACACAACUGUAAAGAAUGCUCCUGUGAUCGCCGGGGGACCAAGGCGACUCUAUGUCCCCUGGAGAGCCCCUGCUUCUGCAACAGGGAGACAGGACAGUGUCCCUGCAGGACGGGUGUGGUGGGAAAUCUCUGUGAUAAAUGUGAGGACGGGUUCUGGAACCUGGACGGAGCGUCAGGGUGUCAGCCCUGCAGCUGUGACCCGUCUAACUCCGUCUCUAACAUCUGCGAUAAGGUGUCGGGACAGUGUCCCUGUCGUCCUGAGUUUGGAGGAAGACAGUGUGACGAAUGUGGAGAAAACUAUUUUGGGAAUCCAGACCUGCAGUGCUUUUCUUGUGACUGUAACCUUGAGGGAACGCAGCGCCCGUCGUGUGACCCUGAAACUGGUGAGUGCAUCUGUCGGACUGGCGUCACCGGUAUCCUCUGUGACGAGUGCACUCCAGGCUACAGCUCAGAGUUUCCUGCCUGUGAGAAAUGCCAUGAAUGCAUGGUUCUGUGGUCCGAAAACGUCACUGACAUCCAGCGAGCCGCCCAAAGGAUGAGGACGUUCAUCCUUCUCCAUGGCAACACCCAGCAUUCCACUCACAGUCAGUACUGGCAACGGAUGCUGGAGAUUCACUCCAGACUGGACAGCUUUGGCAACAUGACUGGUUUCUCUCUGCCAAAGCUGGAGAAGGUAGAGAAACUCUACAUGAAGAUUAGGAAGAUGAAAGAUGCUGUUGACACCAACAUAAUUCUGAUCGACCCGUCUGUCCUCCUUAACAAUGAAAUCAAUAACAUUAACGUAGAGUUUCAGAAGAUGCUAAAAAACCUGAAGGAUAAACUCAUCAAGGAUCCAAACAAGAAAGAAACUCAGCCAGUGGAAGAGAUGCUGCAGGAGAUCCAGAAGCUUCAUAAAACUUUCAUGUCAGAUGAAAAGCGGGUGAGAAACUCCAAUAAAGCUGUGGAGGACUCCAUGGACACCAGAUGGGAGACUAAGCGCAAACUGAGCAUGUGGAGCGGCAGAGAAGAUCUGGCAACUCUGGAGAAGAAGGUCAAGGAGCUCAACAUGCGCCAACUCAACCAAAAGGUCUGUGGGCAACCGGAUCCGGAGGACUGCUCUGGAUGUCCCGGAGGUCAGAUCUGUGAUGGAGCUGUUCCUCAUGCCCAGAAAGCUUCUGAGACGGCAGAGAAAGUAAAAGAGCAACUCAUCAAAUUCCCAUCCAGCCUGGACGAGUCAAAGAAAAAGAUCAGUGAUGUCCAGCAAGUGGCUCAGGACACCAAAGACCAGGCCCAAGACCUGCAGCGCCAGAUCAGCGACAUCACCAAAUCAGUGGAGAGAGAGAAAAACAAAACCAGAGAGCUCAUCCAGAGAGUCAAACAAUAUCUGAUGGAUGAAAUGGUUCCUCCAGGUGACAUUGAGAAAAUGGCGAACGCUGUCCUGAGGAUCCAGCUGCCACGAUCACCUGCUGAGAUCCAAUCGAUGAUCAAUGAGAUCAAUAAACUUUUGAACAACAAAUUCCAGGAGGACCUGAAGAAGCUGCAGGAUGAAGCCAAAACAGCUCAGGAACUUCUGCAGAAAGCGACAGAUGUCAAGGAGCAAACUAAAAACAUCAACGUUAAAGACAUCCUCAGUGACAUUAUUGCUGCAGACACAGCUCAGAGCAAAGCCAACGAUGACCUGGAGGUUGCAAAUAAGGACAGAGACGACGCCAAUGACCGAAUCCAAGAGAUGGAAAACAAACUGAACAACAUUGAGGAUAAGCUGAUGAACCAGUCUGUAGGUCUGCUGGAGGAGAGUGAAGCGCUGAAAAAUAAAACAGAGCAAAACAGAGAAAUGGCAAAAGAGGCCAGAGAAACUGCUGAGUCAGCAUUGACCAACAUUUCUAAUGACAGGGAGCUGCAAGGAGUUCAGGAGCAGUUUGAGCUUUUAAAUCAGAAGCACUUGAACAAAACACUUGAAGACGAAGCCGCAGAUCGACUGCAGAAAAUCCUGAAGGAGAUUGAAGAUAUGCAGAGACAAAUGGAGGACAGACUCCAACAGAUAGAAGACGUGGAGCAGAAGAUCCAGCUGCUGAUCCAGAGGAAGGAGGAGAAAAUAGUCGAGGUGGCCGAUCUGCUGAACACGGUGGAGUCACUUCAAAAGGAAAUCAACUCUAAAGCUCAAUAUUACGUCACAUGUUCCUCAUAAGUCCUGCAGGGUCCUGAAAAUAAAGACAAAUGAUGACUUAAUGUUUUAUACAUAUAUAUCUGAAGUUAAAAUUAAUGCUCUUACAUUUUGCAAUAUUUGCUUUUUUAUGUUAGAAACUUUUACAAAGAUCACACCUUACAUCAUGAAAAUAAAAAAUAUUAUAUUUG